AUGAUUGAACUGACCUCCCAGACCCUUGACCCCGAAAAGUUCACAUCGGUCGUUCGGCGGAGUACAAACGGCGCCAUAGUCACCUUCCUGGGGACCACUCGCGACAACUUCGAGGGCAAGGGUGUGCUGACGCUGGAGUACGAGGCCUUCGACGAGAUGGCGGUCAAGAAGUUGGAGGAAGUGCGGCAGGAGCUAAUGGCCGAGUUCGGGCUGGACGACGUGGCCAUCGGGCACCGCACUGGCACUGUGGCCAUCGGCGAAAUCAGCCUGGUAGUGGCAGUGGGUUCGCCGCACCGCAAGGAUGGGUUCUACGCGUGCCACAAGGCCGUCGACCGCAUCAAGGAAGUGGUGCCGAUCUGGAAGAAAGAAGUGUACGAAGACGGCUCCCGCUGGGUGGCCUGCGAGGACCACGAGUUCACGCACGAGCACGAGGCUGCGCUUCAGGCUGGUGAUGGGUAGUGGUGGGACGAAAUUAAUCACUGUCCCUAACAGGUCCUUGUCUCUCUGAAUU
Messenger RNA from Geodia barretti, 511 nucleotides. The record is from the annotation of a GenBank genome assembly. NCBI's taxonomy places the organism in Eukaryota, Metazoa, Porifera, Demospongiae, Tetractinellida, Geodiidae.